Molecule: messenger RNA, 1827 nt
Organism: Mytilus trossulus (common blue mussel)
Lineage: Eukaryota; Metazoa; Mollusca; Bivalvia; Mytilida; Mytilidae
Product: heat shock 70 kDa protein 12A-like
Exons: 4
Coding region: 1-1827 (608 amino acids)
Molecular function (GO): ATP binding; ATP-dependent protein folding chaperone
Source: RefSeq, a predicted model, not a curated record
AUGGCUGAAACAAAAAUACUAGUAGUUGCGGUUGAUUUUGGAAGUUCCGGUGCAGGAUAUGCAUUCUCAUUUGCAUACCAAUAUAAAAACAAUCCUUUAGAUAUCUGCACAUCGUUAUGGAAUAAUGGAAACGGACCAGUUCAGGCAAAAGUUCCGGCUGUUCUACUUUUUGAUCCGGAUAAAAAGUUUCACUCAUUUGGAUUUGAAGCCGAGGACAAAUAUGAAGAACUGAUGAACGCAAACAAAGCUGGUCAAUGGUAUUUUUUGAAAGGGUUCAAAAUGCAAUUGUAUAGUGCUGUAAAUGCCGGAGAGGAUAUCAGAAUAGAUUUUGAAUUGCUGGAUGUUGGAGGAAAAAGUAUAUCUGCAAAAGCUGUUUUUUCUGCUGCUAUUGGCUUUUUGAAAGAUCAUUUUAUUCAGCAGAUGCAUUGGAGAAAGCUUGGAACGGUCGAAGAUGACAUAUUUUGGGUAGUGUCUGUACCUGCAAUCUGGAAUGAUUCUGCAAAACAGUUUAUGAGAGAAUCAGCUGAAAAGGUCGGUAUACAAGGUGAAAAGUUCAGUAUGGUAUAUGAACCUGAAGCUGCAUCAAUUUACGCAAGACUUCUUCCUGUUGAUAAAUUAGUUGGAAACAAUGGUGCAGUCUUACUGGAAGCUUUUGAUCCGGGUCGAAAAUUCAUUGUUGUUGAUGCUGGAGGCGGUACCGUUGACAUCUCUGCUCAACAAGUUUUAGAAAAUGGUGAGGUUAAAAUAAUACACAAAGAAUGCGGUGGUCCAUGGGGUGGCGAAUGCAUAAACCAACAAUUCGUAAAAAUGCUGAAAGAACUUUUCGGAAAUGAAGUUAUGAAACAGUUCAAACGCAACAACGGAGAAGAUUUGUUACAACUACUGAGAGAUUUUGAAGUAAAGAAAAGAAAUUAUAGAGUAGAAGGCAAGGAGUCAGUGACCAUUCGUAUGCCUUUUAGUCUGACUGAACUGUUCCUUGAUAUUGAAGGAUCAGACGUUGCAACAAAAAUUGCUAUUUCAAGAUUUAAUGCAACUGUACGACUUAAAAGAGACAAAUUAUCUAUUGCAGGAUCUUUAGUUGAAACUUUUUUCUCUGAAACCAUUAAAAUGAUCAUUGAUGAAGUGGUAUCCAUAUUGAAACAUGAAAGAUGUUCUGAUGUGAGUGCAAUAAUGAUGGCAGGUGGUUUUUCAGAAGCCGACACAUUACAACAUGCAAUUAAAAGGCAAUUCCAAUCGUUGGAGGUUUUUAUACCUCUAGAUGGAUCUCUGGCAGUUCUAAAAGGAGCUGUAAUAUACGGCCAUAAUCCCAGUAUAGUAUCAUCAAGAGUAUGCAAUUAUACCUAUGGCAUUGCUUGUUCCAAAAUAUUCGACCCAAGUACUCAUGAUCCGGAUAAAAAAUGGUUUCUCGACGGAAGAGAAUUGUGCAAACAUCUGUUUGAAGUUCUUUUUGAAAUUGACGAAGAAGUACAUAUUGGACAAACUAGAAAGACUGAAUUUACUGACACUUUUUUGUCAGAUCAUAUGCAAAUCCGUAGAUAUGAACCACUUAAAUGCCAAUUCAUGGUUAGUACUAAAAAAGAUCCUUUCUACACUACAGAUGAAAGUUGCAUGAAACAUGGAUCCAUGAUUCUAUCUCCACCAAAUGGAAUGUGGCCACAAAUAACCAAAGGCCACGUAUUACUCAAAAUUGCUGGAACAGAGCUGGUGGGAACGUAUGAAAAUGAAGAUUCACAAGAACAAACGUCCGUUAGAUUUGAAUUUUUACCGUCAACAAGUAAAAGUCCAGAGAGAAAAAGGUUAUUUGAUCCAUUCUAUCUAGACAUUUAA